GUGGGUGUUUUAAAAAUGAUACUGAGAUAUCGCUUUUUCCGUGUUUUUAGUUAUCACGGCAGAAAACUAAGUCAUUACACACCCGCUGGAUAUUCACAACUUAUAUCAACUGCUGAAGUCAAGAAGUUUUGUAUUCAGUGCUUAGAAAAAGUCGGAGCACAAUCAAAACAUGCAAAAGCACUCAGCGAUGUCCUAGUUGCUGGCGAUUAUCGUGGUCAUUAUAGUCAUGGGCUGAAUAGACUAGAAAUGUAUGUACAGGAUAUUCAGAAAGGUGUAUGCUCAACGGAUUUAGAACCCAUAAUUGUGAAAGAAACAGUGUCCACUGCCCUUGUAGACGGAAAAAAUGUUUUAGGUCCAGUUGUAGGAAAUUUUGCGAUGGAGACAGCAAUCAAAAAAGCCGAUAAAACUGGAAUCGCUUUCGUUGCGGCGUUUGGUUCCAAUCAUUUCGGUAUUGCUGGAUGGUACAGUCUCAUGGCUCUACAACAAGGACUCAUAGGUCUUGCGUUUACGAACACUUCUCCCUUGGUAUUUCCUACACGAGCACGAAAGUUAGCUGUUGGAACAAAUCCAAUCACGUUGGCAGCACCUGGUAAGGUUCCUGAGGACCAUUUUGUUUUAGAUAUGGCUACAAGUGCAGUAGCAUUGGGUAAAAUUGAAAUGAGUCGAAGAAGAGGCAUUGAAAUACCCAAAGGAUGGGGUGCUGAUACUGACGGGAAAACAUCUGUUGAUCCAAAUUUAGUUGUCACAAAAGGUGGAUUAAUGCCACUUGGCGGCGAAGAAGAAAAUAGUGGGUAUAAAGGAUAUGGUUUAGGGAUGCUUGUUGAAAUAUUAUGCGGCAUCAUUACAGAUGCUGCAUUUGGACCAAAUGUUCGUCGAUGGUUGUCAACUGAUAAACCGGCUAAUCUGGGUCAAUCAUUUCUAGCCAUCGAUCCCAAAGCAUUUGCUCCAGGAUUUGAACAACGAUUAUCAGAAUAUGUCAAUAUUAUGCGUAAUUUACCACCGGUUGACAGUCAGAAACCUGUGGUAGUUCCUGGGGAUUUUGAAAGAGAGCAUAUGAAAGAAUGCGAUGAACUUGGUGGUAUCCCAUAUCCUCCUGUAUUGAUUGAGAGUUUAAAUCGUUUAGCUGAUCAAUUAAAAGUUGAUAAAAUGAAAAUAAUCAAAAUUUUAUAAACACAAAUUACAUUUUCUAUUAAUCACAGUUGACAAACUCCUAGAAAUUCAAUUAAGUUUUUUCAGUAGCUCUUUACCUUCAACAAGAACAACUGAAUACAAAGAAUACUAGUAUACUUUUUUUUGUAUGAGACAUUCUGUAAUGUUUGGUCUGUUUGCUUAAUUUUUUCCUGUACAAAAAUAAUUUAACACUUAAGGUGAUAGAUAUCAUCUUACUGAUGUUUAGUUUCAAUGAUUUCACUUGGAUAGAUUUAAUUUAUGACAAUAAUGGUACAAUUUGUUUUUUUCUACAUUGAUUUUAAUUAGAAAUCUGAUGAUACACUUAU
Schistosoma margrebowiei is the source of this 1496-nucleotide messenger RNA. Lineage: Eukaryota; Metazoa; Platyhelminthes; Trematoda; Strigeidida; Schistosomatidae. The record is from the annotation of a GenBank genome assembly.